AUGAGCUUCAAAGGGAGUCAGGCGUCCGUCGCGCCGCGCGUGCUGACGUCAUGGCGCGUGUCCUGGUCCUUCUUCCUGCUCCUAGCCGUCCCACUCUUUGUCCUUUUUUACGUCCUCGUGCUCCGAUACAGCUGCUCCGCCGCCGCCGGUGCUUCCCAUCAUUGGACGAGUAGUACUGAAUCCGACUUACUGCCGCCGCCGCCGCCGCCGCCGGUUGACGCAGCGACCGAGGCCGAGGACGCGGUCGAAUUCUUUGCGGACCCGCCGCGAGGGACGGACGGGGUGGGCUUGCGAGGGAGGGACAAGGCGGACACGCCGCGAGGGACGACUGACGCGGACGCGCGAGGGAUGAUCAUCCCGAACAGAGAGGAUGACGAGAGGAGUGCAGAUCGGUUGCGGUACCCGGGGAGGAAGCGCGUGCUGGGGUUCGUCGGGGUGCAGACCGGUUUCAAGAACCGCAGGAAGCGCGCGCUGCUCCGCGAGACGUGGUUCCCCGGCACGCCCGAGGAGCACGCGCGGGUGGAAGCAGCAUUGGGGCUGGCGUUUCGGUUCAUAGUGGGGCACAGUGCGAGUGCGGAGGAAGAGCAGCUGCUGCAGGCGGAGAACAGCACUCACGGGGACUUGCUUCGGAUUGAUGUGGAUGAGGGAUACCUCAAUCUCAACCACAAGACUCUCGUGUACUUCACAGCGCUCUUCAAGCUCUAUGAAGCCGAGUUCUACGUCAAGGCAGACGACGACAUCUACCUCAUACCAGGAUCAAAUGUUGAUGAUGAGGAUAAAAUGUUGCUGGCAGCAUUGGAGUUUUACCUUCUGCUGCCUGUUUCUGUUCUUUUCCCUGCAGACCGCCUCUCUGCUCUGAUCGCCAAGCCAAGGGACUCGCCUCGAACGUUUGAACCCAAGUCGGAGCUGCUGGGGUCGCAUUAUUUCGUGCAUCCUUUUGGCUCCAUCUAUGCCCUCUCCUAUGGCGUGGUUCAAAUCCUCAAUGCCAUCCCAACGGACGGAUACAGUUGCCUCGCUCCCGCAUGGACGGAAUCCGACGAUUCAGAGCCGCCGGUUGCGACGAUCAACGCGAUCGGACCGUUGGCGGGCCUGCGAGGGAGCAUGGACGACUCGGAGGCGGGCCUGGGGGGGAUGGAAGAAGCGGAAGCGCCGCGGGGGUUGGACGAGGCGGAACCGCGAAGAAUGGACGAGGUUUCGCGAGGAAGGAACGAGCCGGGGUCGCGAGGAAUGGACGAAAGGGGUGCAGAUCGGUUGCGGUAUCCGGGCAGGAAGCGCGUGCUGGGGUUCGUCGACGUGUUCACUGAUUUCUCCAGCCGCGAGAGGCGCGCGCUGCUUCGCGAGACGUGGUUCCCCGGCACUCCCGAGGAGCACGCGCGGAGCGAGGUGAAGGAGGUGAAUGAGGAGGAAAGGAGCGUGCUCUCUCUGCCCCCCUUCCCCUCCCCCCCUUCCACCUUGGCGUGUCUCCCAGGGUGGAAGCAGCGACAUGGCAUGCGAUUUGUCGACUCAAAAGCAGUCUCCCAGGGUGGAAGCAGCGACAUGGCUUGCGAUUUGGUUCAUCAUUGGGCACGGCAGGAGCCCGAUGUGAUCUUGGAAACAAAAACGGGGCUGGUGUUUCGGUUCAUCGUCGGGAAUGAGUGGAGCGCGGAGGACGAGCAGAUGCUGCAGGCGGAGAACAGCACUCACGGGGACUUGCUUCGGAUCGACGUGGAUGAGGCAGACUUCAAUGCCAACCGCAAGACUCUCCUAUACUUCACUACUGUCUUCAAGCUCUAUGAAGCUGAGUUCUACGUCAAGGCAAGCGACGACAUCUUCUUGAUGCCAGAGCGCCUCUCUUCUCUGAUCGCCAGGCCAAGGAAGUCACCUCGAACGUACCUUGGAUGCUUCAAGAAGGGUGUCGUGGUUACCAACCCCGACACGAGCGAGUUAGAGCCGGACUUGCAACUGCUGGGGCCGCAGUAUUUCCUGCAUGCCUACAGCGCCGUCUACUCCCUCUCCUAUGGUGUCGUCAGAAUUCUCAACUCCGUUCCCAAGGGCAGGCUGAGGAUGUUGGUAAGCGAGGAUGUCACAAUGGGGGCGUGGAUGCUCGCUUUCAACGUGACACAUGAGAGGAGCUGGCCGCUCUGCCAGAACAUCUGCACGCCCUCUGCUGCGGCUGUCUGGGACAUACCGAUCUGUUCCGGCCUCUGCAAGCCUGAAGUGCAAAUGAAGCAGCUGCAUCAAAACCCCUCCUGCUCUGGGAAGGAACCCGUGCAACCGGUGUGA
Messenger RNA from Closterium sp. Naga37s-1, 2262 nucleotides. Lineage: Eukaryota; Viridiplantae; Streptophyta; Zygnematophyceae; Desmidiales; Closteriaceae. The record is from the annotation of a GenBank genome assembly.